Molecule: messenger RNA, 297 nt
Organism: Prunus armeniaca (apricot)
Lineage: Eukaryota; Viridiplantae; Streptophyta; Magnoliopsida; Rosales; Rosaceae
Source: the annotation of a GenBank genome assembly
AUGAUGAGAGGAGAAAAGGAGAGGAGAGGGGAGGAAAAGAGGAAAAAAGAGGAAAUGAUGAGAACGAAAAACAAUCUGAAAUUCCAUAGUAUAGCAAUCACGAGGGUGGCCAUAAGGGGGAACGUCCUCACGAGUAUAUGUCAGGCUAUAAAAGCUCAAGAUUUCAAGGGAGUGAUUAUCAAACAGAAAGAGGGUCAGUUUUGCCCGAGUGUGAUAGAGAAUGGGGCAUCGGUAUAUGUAAUGGCCUCGAAACCGUCUAUCCUCUUGGAGUCAAUAGAAGCAGAUUUGCAGGCAUGA